Symbiodinium natans is the source of this 1959-nucleotide messenger RNA. NCBI's taxonomy places the organism in Eukaryota, Dinophyceae, Suessiales, Symbiodiniaceae. The record is from the annotation of a GenBank genome assembly.
AUGGGUUGGCAGAGUGGGGUGGCAGCCUCCUUCCUGGGGUCCUUCACUGGGACGUUGGGGACACAGCUUAGGAUAAGCUCAUUGACACAAGAAGUGACAGGAAGAGCUCGGCUUCUUCAAGCCUGUGGGUGGAUAUUUUGGUUGGCAGGGCAGGGGCUGGGGCAAGUCGCAAUACUUCUCGCCCCAGCUUCUCUGACAGCUUCUGUGAAUUUCAGUGGCUCCCUGCUUAGUAAUGCAUUGUUGGCACCACUUGUCCUCAACGAGAAACUGACAAGAUUGCACUGGGUAAGUGUGAUGUUCCUGGUUGUGGGCAGUGGGAUGGUGACAUCUUCCUCAAGCCAUGCAGACCAGAAGUAUUCCUACGUUCAACUCUGCCAACUGGUACAGCGACCUACCUUCCUUACUUGCGCUUCUGUCUCGGCCAUCCUAUCUUUGCUGUUGCUCUGUCGUGCAGCGAAGAAGCAGGCAUUGGAACUAGUCAGCUUCGCGUAUCUUUUUGCACUAGUGGGUGCCAUUGACCUCCUGGUCACAAAGUUCACCUUGCAACUACUGCGGCUUGUAGUGGUCGGCAAGCACGACGACACACCUGCUGAAACGAUUGUGUCCACUUUCAUCACCUUGACCCUUGCUCUGCACAUUGGCGUGUUCCUCUGUCAGGUCGCAGCCGCAUAUUACAGGAAGGCUCUGACGAGCUUGCCACUGUUCCUCGGAAGCGGUGCUUUGAUGCAAGUUCUGGUGUGUGGCACCUUCUUUGAUGAGUUCCGUAACUUUGGGCUGGAUCAGAAGGUCUCCUUCAGCAGUGGCUUCCUUCUGGUCAUGACGGGCAUGAUAUGCACAAGUGUUGCGACGAUCAGUUUUCGGGAAGAGGUGCCGGCAUCAGAACCAGCAACACCGGAAAUCCCGGACGUGGAAGCUGGCAACGACGUUGUCGCCUCAGAUGUGCCGGCAAAGCCUAUAGGCACUAUAGGGCCUAGAAUGCCAAGCAACCUAAGCCCGAGCUCAAACCAACGUUCGGCAGUUAUCACCUCCGGCCUGCUCGAGAGAAGCAGCUCUUCCAUGUCUUCUGCUGACCUCCUACUGCUGGGCGACAUCCAGAAGAGCGCCUUGUGCUUCGGGGGUCGCUAUGCAAUCGGGAGAGCCUCAACUUCGAAGAUGGGAUUGCAUCGGCGGUUUGCCUCCGACAACUUCCUCGUGAUGCCACUCACGGCAUCCGAGAAUCUCGACAAAGGACUCUCGGCUCUACAAGGUUCUUGCGGAUUCCGAAAGAAGUUCCCUGAUGUUGAUGAGUGUGCCACUGCAAUGGGUGCUGAGGACGACUUAGCCGUGCAGCCAGCGCACCGCCAGGCACAGAACCGAUGUGCAUGGGUAUCACCGGCUUGCCACGAGAAGCAUUUUUGUGCUGACAGAAUGCCAGCAGAGAGGGUGUCGGCAACGUUGGUCCCGGCAUCAGACCUUUUCGUGCAGAAGCAGCAAGCUGCGUCGGUAGACAUCCCUCGUUUACAAGGCUUCUUUGUCCUCGGCAUCGUGCAGGGUGUGACCUCGUGGCUCGUGUACGUGACCCUGUUCACGCGGUGUUUUCCACUCGCGACACGCUUGGUCAGCUUACCCCUGAGAGAGAAAGUGAAGGACUGGCCAGGGAUACGGCAGCUAUUUCUUCAGAUUGCGUUUGAUCUAGGUGUGUAUGUGCCGCUCGUCCAUUUCCCCGUUUUCUACGUUGCACAAGGAGCUGCGCACGGUGCUGAUGCGGCAUCCAGCCUGUCCAGGUGGCGCUCCAACUUUCUGGAAGACGCAGCAGGUGGGGCUUUGUUUUGGUUCCCAAUGGACGUCCUGUGCUUUACAGUUCCAAUGUGGCUGCGCAUGCCGCUCGGGUACUUCACCACGUUCUGGUAUGCUGCACUGAUUUCCAUUUUCCGUGGCAGUGAGCUGCCAGCCUCCUUGGAGCAGGAAUGCCUGUCUUAG